AUGGAAACUUAUCACGGCUACGUGCGGACGCCAGCCGAUGCGGUCAAGCUCUUUGAGGCUUGCAGACUGGGCCUACUACCCCGAGUUCAACGGCGGUUAUCGGAGAAGGAAAGACAAUCGAUCAGAUCUGGCUCAGUCUUCGUAUGGGACGAACGGGAAGCAGGCAUGCGAAGAUGGACCGAUGGAAAGUCUUGGAGCGCAAGCAGAGUGUCGGGCAGCUUUCUGACCUACAGAGAAAUGGAAGGCAAGCGAGGGACUGGAUUUGGCAGCGCACGACGGAGCAAUGGAAGGACGCCGGAGAGCGGUCGACUCAGUGAUGAAGACCUCGACGGCGAACCCGAGGGCUAUCGAUACAAAGCGGAUGGUCUCAUGAAGCAAUCCUUCAGUAUCACGACAUCCGCGGGCCAGCACCUGCAUCUGAUCUCAUACUAUUCCAGGCCCCAUCCUGGAGCUCCUGAUAUGCCUCAGCCGAGCACUGAUCCGCAGCUACGCCACAUCAGUCCGGCCAAGGGGAUGUACCCCGAGUCUAGCAUACACGACGCGAGCCCACCUGCACUGACGAGAACUCCGAUGCACCCAUACAACAACCAACCCGCUCCUAUCCCAAACGGAAUAUCGGAGCACCAAGCCUACGGCGGAUAUCCCCCUUGGGCACAACCCGCCUGGAUGGGCCCUUGGCCGCCUUCACCAAACUGGGCUCAUGGAAGACUAACACCCGAGUUGGGGUCUCACGGACGGGCGCAGCAGCCUGUUCAAAGGCCACCUCAGCUUCCCCCACCACAACCAAUUACCUCUGCUCCUGCAUACCAGGCGCCUAUCUACGCGAAGGCGAUAGGUCCUUACGAGCACGACCGGCUGCCUCCGCCCACCAUGGCUACGGCCAGUAGAGCGUACCCCCUGAUGGCCGGACGAGCGCCGAGCUUAUCGCCGCAAUCGCAACAGCUUCAACUACAGGCUGCGCAGGCAGCUCAAGCAGCUCACGCCGCCAUGCUCGAUCCGCGUCUCGCCGUCAGUGCUCGAAACCCCCAAGGUCCUUUGCCGGCGAUGCCGUUACCGUCCAAGGGACUCACACCUCCAAGAACACACUCGGACUCCCCGCCAAGGGCUACAAGCUCCGAGGGUACUAAUGGCACCAUCAACAAGGCAAGCUUGUCAGCGCUGCUUCACCCGACACCAGCGAACUCGGAGCCGAGCAGCGCGCACACGGCUAGCAGCAACAGCGCCAACAGUUCUCCCAGGAUGAUGGCAUCGGGGCCUAACAUCCCGCCGACCGGUAAUGCCAUGUUCAGGGCGGAGGAGACACGGGCUAUCCGAUCUCUGGACCGGAAAUUCUACAUCUAG
Anthostomella pinea is the source of this 1341-nucleotide messenger RNA. The record is from the annotation of a GenBank genome assembly. Lineage: Eukaryota; Fungi; Ascomycota; Sordariomycetes; Xylariales; Xylariaceae.